AUGGGGCUCAAGACCUACUGCCUAGGUCUAUCGCUCCUCUUCUUGAGCUUCUCGGUCCAUGCAGAGAACAUAACGAGCGACACUCACUUCUACGGACAAUCGCCACCUGUUUAUCCUUCUCUUAUGUAUCCAGCCGAAGGAACAGGGUCUGGUAAUUGGGAAUCCGCCUACCAAAAGGCCAAGGAGUUUGUUGGCAAAUUAUCUGCUGAAGAGAAGGUGAACUUGACUGCCGGAGUAUCUGUCGAAAAUGGAUGUUCUGGGAAUAUUGCACCGAUUGAACGCCUCGGUUUCCCUGGUUUCUGCGUCUCUGAUGCUGGGAAUGGACUAAGGGGAACCGACUUCGUCAACAGCUGGCCAAGUGGGCUUCACGUGGGAGCCAGUUGGAACAAAGAUCUUGCAAAGAAACGUGGCGCACACAUGGGCGCUGAGUUUCGUCGAAAGGGUGUCAAUUUACUACUGGGCCCUGUGGUUGGUCCACUGGGUCGGGUUGCUGAGGGUGGUCGUAACUGGGAAGGCUUUUCCGAUGACCCGUAUCUUUCUGGUAGCUUGGUCUUUGAUACCAUCCAGGGUAUACAGUCCGCGGGUGUCGGGGCUUCGACUAAGCAUUAUAUCGGGAACGAGCAAGAGACCAAUCGGAAUCCAGAGACAAAUGAACAAGGAGAGUAUACCGAGGCGGUCUCGUCGAAUAUUGACGAUAAGACUAUGCAUGAGCUCUACCUCUGGCCAUUCCAGGAUGCCGUGCUAGCUGGAAGUGCAUCUAUCAUGUGUUCCUAUCAGCGCAUUAACAACUCGUACGGUUGUCAGAAUAGCAAGACGCUUAAUGGGCUUCUGAAGACUGAGUUGGGCUUUCAGGGUGAGUUCCGAAGCCUAAUUUUCACUCUGUUCAUCGCGACUAAUAGCAAUACAGGCUAUGUUGUUACCGAUUGGGGUGCUCAGCAUGCUGGUAUUGCUGGAGCGAAUGCCGGUUUGGACAUGGUCAUGCCCUCAUCACAGACGUGGGGGGAUAACCUCACUAUCGCAAUCAAGAAUGGUUCUAUGGAAGCAUCCAGAUUGGAUGAUAUGGCCACUCGUAUUAUUGCGACUUGGUACCAACUCGAUCAAGUUGAAGGAAUCAAGAACCCGGGAAUCGGAAUGCCAUCAGAUAUUACCGCACCGCACAAGCAGGUGAUCGGAAAAUCCCCAGACUCCAAGCCCAUCCUUCUCCAAGGGGCAAUCGAGGGACAUGUUCUUGUCAAGAACACUGACAGCGCCCUCCCCCUUAAAUCCCCCAAUAUGGUUUCGGUAUUUGGAUACGACGCUGCCACCUCGGAUUUCCUCGAAGUGUCGCUCGCCCAACAACAAGACAGCCCACUUUACCAAAAUAGCACACUUUACGUUGCCGGGGGAUCUGGUGCCGGCUCUGCAGCAUACAUCGACGCUCCAAUCGAUGCCAUCCAACGUCAGGCUUAUGAAGACGACUCGUCCGUCAUGUAUAACUUCUACGAUCAGAAUCCCGAUGUGGAUGCGAGUUCUGACGUCUGUGUUGUUCUCGUCAAUGAUUAUGCGACCGAGGGCUUUGAUCGCCCCGGAUUGAGCGAUGAAUACAGCGAUACGCUCAUCACAAACAUCGCGAGUAAAUGCGCCAACACGGUAGUCGUCAUUCACAACGCUGGAAUUCGCGUCGUCGAUAAUUGGAUCGAGAAUUCGAAUGUCACUGCUGUUAUCUUUGCCCAUCUUCCAGGCCAGGAUACGGGUCGUGCUCUGGUGGAUAUUCUUUAUGGUCGCGCUAAUCCCUCCGGUCGUCUUCCUUAUACUGUGGCUAAGAAGGCGUCGGACUAUGGUGAUCUUCUCUCCCCGACACAGCCGGACGGUGAUUAUUGGCUUUUCCCUCAGUCGGACUUUACUGAGGGUCAGUUUAUUGAUUAUCGGGCUUUUGAUAAGAAGGGAAUUCCUCCACGCUUUGAGUUUGGAUAUGGAUUGUCUUAUACGAGCUUCAAGUACUCUGGUCUGCAGACUAAGAGCUCGGGUAAAUCCAGUUCGAAGUAUCCUCCAUCUGCAAAUAUUGUCGAGGGCGGAAACCCGCAUUUGUGGGACGUGUUGAUGACAGUCACUGCCGAGGUGCAGAAUGCCGGUAGUAUGGACGGUGAUGAGGUUACUCAGUUGUAUCUUGGAAUUCCUGGCGGUCCUGUUCGCCAACUUCGUGGAUUUGAGAAGGUCUCUAUCGCCAGUGGGCAAAGCGAGUCUGUCACUUUCUCGCUCACGCGGAGGGAUCUGAGUAGUUGGGACGUGAAUGCCCAGGAAUGGGCUUUGCAGGAUGGACAGUACAAGGUUUACGUUGGACGAUCUAGCCGUGAUCUGCCUUUAACCGCCUCUUUCUCCAUCUAA
Messenger RNA from Penicillium manginii, 2364 nucleotides. RefSeq names its product beta-glucosidase. Gene Ontology annotation, molecular function: beta-glucosidase activity. Lineage: Eukaryota; Fungi; Ascomycota; Eurotiomycetes; Eurotiales; Aspergillaceae. The transcript has 6 exons. The coding region runs from base 1 to 2364 and encodes 787 amino acids. Gene Ontology annotation, biological process: glucan catabolic process. The record is from RefSeq and is a predicted model, not a curated record.